Molecule: messenger RNA, 1534 nt
Organism: Camelina sativa (false flax)
Lineage: Eukaryota; Viridiplantae; Streptophyta; Magnoliopsida; Brassicales; Brassicaceae
Product: putative FBD-associated F-box protein At5g53635
Molecular function (GO): protein binding
Source: RefSeq, a predicted model, not a curated record
GUUUCUUGGCAUGCAGAUGAUGAAAAGAUUUAUGGUCCAACUCCCGAAAUUGCUUCGGUUUCGUUUGGAUGAAUUGUUUGUUUCUCUGAAAUUUGUGUUAUACAGAAGAAAGGGUAUGAAGGAAGAUAGAAUAAGCCAAUUACCAGAUGAUUUGAUUUGUCAGAUACUUUCUCAUCUUCCCACAAAGGAUGCUGUUAGGACAAGUGUGUUGUCCACCAGAUGGACAAAUCUCUGGCUUUGGCUUCCUUGUUUGGAAUUUUCACUUUUUGGAAUCAGAAAACGCACUCCCUUGAGUUUGGCUAACAGGUUUUUCGAUUCCAGUAGGGUUUCAUGCAUAGACAAGCUAAAGUUAACUUUUACCAAUGUAUAUUCAGACAUAGUAGACGGUGCCUCUUAUCUUACGUCAUGGAUUGAUGCUGCAGUUAAGCGUAGGAUCCAACAUUAAGUGCCAUGUAAAUGAUAUAUAUCGUUUUGAGAUCCCCUUGAGCCUUUAUAUGUGUGACACACUGGUAUCCUUGAAACUUGAUAAGGUGGCAUGGGCUAGUGCUGAGUUUGUUUCCUUCCCUUGUUUGAAGACUAUGCAUUUACGCAACAAUACGUUUCUUAAUGAAGCCGCUUUCGAGGCACUUGUCUCAUGUUGUCCUGUCUUAGAAGAGUUAGAGAUUACCGGAUUUGAAGAUUUUCCAAACGUACAUAGGGUGCAAUCUCAGUCACUGAAGAGGCUCACUAUCAGACGAUUACUGACUAUAGAGUUUGAUUAUGUUCCUGAACUUGUCAUUGAUGCUCCUCUACUAUGUGGUUUGAAAAUCUUUUAUUUAGCAGCAAAUAUCAUUAUAACAAACACUCUGGAGUCCAUUGCCAAGUUAGAUAUUAAUCUCAGCUUUGGUUUUGAGGGUUCUGACGAAGAAAGCGUUUCAUCCAAGAGAAGUAACAUCCGCAAUUUUCUGUCCAAGAUCUCGAGGGUCAUGGAUAUGACGAUAUCUUCUUCCCACACUUUCAAGGUCAUUCAUCAGUACUCCAAAUUAGAACCGCUGCCUCAAUUUGGUUACAUGUCACGCCUGUGCCUCGAUCUCCAUGCAUCCGAACUGAAAUGGUUGACAACAACAUUUCUUGAGAGCUGCCCGAAUCUGAAAUCUCUCGUUUUGGCAACUUAUGAAAGUGAUCUGCGCUCUGAGGAUAUGGAUCAGAUCAGUUUUUCAUCUGUGCCCAAGUGUUUGCUAUCAUCUCUAGAAUCUGUUCAUUUCGAAUUCAGAUACCUAGCCGAAGGAUAUGCUGUAGUAUUUAAGCUAGGGAAAUACUUCCUAGAGAAUUCGGUAGUCCUCAAGAAGCUCCAUUUGCAUUUGUUAUAUCAUCCAAGAAGAGAUGACAUCUUCCAGGAAUUCCUCAGAUUCCCUAGAGGCUCUACCGAAUGUGAGGUUGUCGCGUCCUUUGAUUGAUAGAAGAUUAGAGGUUUUACGAUUUUUGUGUAGAGAUAACGCUAAUAUGAGUAGUAGUUUGAUGGUUGGUUUGGCUUUUCAGAUGAUAUUGAUAUUUA